Molecule: messenger RNA, 1963 nt
Organism: Seriola aureovittata
Lineage: Eukaryota; Metazoa; Chordata; Actinopteri; Carangiformes; Carangidae
Gene: hpse
Product: heparanase
Exons: 12
Coding region: 146-1810 (554 amino acids)
Cellular component (GO): extracellular matrix; membrane
Molecular function (GO): hydrolase activity, acting on glycosyl bonds
Source: RefSeq, a predicted model, not a curated record
CUGGACUAGAUGACGGUCGAUGUCGGUGUGCAUUAGACCGGAUCAUCCUGCUCCGGUGUGGACGGUGUGACCCUGGAGGAAAGGCGCGUGCCCGACUGCAAACAGGACGUUCAGGAAGUGCUCACGUGCGGGACAGAGAGCAGACAUGACGCGGGUCGUGCUGCUGCUUUUCUGGGUCCUGUGUGACCGGACCGACGGGCUCCACAUCCGAGGAGACCGGGACUUCAACGGGACCCUGUCCGGGGCUCCGGACGUGGUCGCGGAUGUGGAUCUUUCCGCGGUGAUCCGCCUGGUGGACCCGCGCUUUCUGUCCGUCACCAUCGAUGCGAGUCUGGCGUCAGAGGAGAAGUUCAUGUACCUUCUGGGAUCUCCAAAGAUCAGGACGUUGGCCAAAGCUCUGACUCCAGGGUUCCUGAGGUUUGGCGGGACCAGACAGGACUUCAUGGUCUUCACCCCCCGGAGGUCUCACCUGCCGGACUCUGGCUUCCCUGCAGGUAACGGCAGCAACAGUCUGUCAGCUCCGUCAUGUGACGAGCUGGAGCUUCCCUCCUGGCUGGAGGAGCGUCUGACGGAGGAGUGGACUCGACACCAGCCGGUCCUGCUGAAGGAGGACCUGCAGAGGAAGUACAGGAGAGUCAAGUUCACAGAGUUCACUGUGGACCUGCUGCACGCCUUCGCCAACUGCUCCGGCCUGGACCUGAUCUUCGGCCUGAACGCUCUGCUGCGAACAGCUGACAACAGCUGGAACAGCAGCAACGCCCGCUCGCUGCUGCAGUACUGCCAGUCCAGGCGCUACAGGAUGAACUGGGAGCUGGGAAACGAACCGAACAGCUACGAGAAGAAGGCGGGGGUCCGGGUGGACGGGGUUCAGCUGGGACUGGAUUUCACCCGUCUCAGAGAGAUGAUGUCAGAGUCCAAACUGUACCAGGACGCCGGGCUGUACGGGCCGGACGUGGGCCAGCCCAGAGAGCACCGGGUAGACAUCCUGGAGGGGUUCCUGAAGACCGGAGCUGAGGCUGUGGACGCUUGUACCUGGCACCAUUACUAUGUGAACGGGAGGGACACGUCCCUGGACGACUUCCUGGAUCCAGAGGUUCUGGACUCACUGGCCGUGAAGACCAAGGAAGUGAUGGAGAAGGUGCAGCUGGUGUCUCCGGGGAAGACGGUCUGGCUGGGAGAGACCAGCUCGGCGUACGGGGGAGGAGCUUUGGGACUGUCGGACACCUUCGUCGCAGGAUUCAUGUGGCUGGAUAAGCUGGGCCUGGGGGCCACGCUGGGUCUGGACGUGGUGAUGAGGCAGGUGUUUGUUGGUUCUGGUUCUUACCACCUGGUGGACGACGAGCUGGACCCUCUGCCUGAUUACUGGCUGUCUGUUCUCUAUAAGAGACUGGUGGGCCCAGAGGUUCUGAAGGUGGAGGCGUUCUGUGCUCCGGGCCGCAGCAGGAGAGUGAGGCUGUAUCUGCACUGCAGCAACACCAACAGCUACAGCAGAGGAGCCGUCACCCUCAUGUCCAUGAACCUCAGCGAGAAGCCGGUCAGCGUCUCGGCCCCCGCCCUCGUCUCCUCCAGCACAGUGGAGGCCUUUGUCCUGCAGGCGGAGCGGCCGGGGGAGGAGGGGCUCUACUCCAGAUCUGUGAAGCUGAACGGAGACGUUCUGAAGAUGGUGGAUGAUAAAACUCUCCCUGACCUGACGGGAACUCGUUUGCCUCCGGCCGAGCGGCUGCGGCUCCCUGCGUUCUCUCUGGCCUUCUUCGUCUUCACGGACGCUCGGGCCGCAGCCUGUCGCCGUCGUCAUGGAGACCUCAGGUGACGAGCUGACACGCGGACAGUCGUAACACUGAGAGCUGCUCAUCACUGGACCAAACUCACUUGAACUCUGGUGACGCACUGAUGACGUGCUGCUGGAGAAAACACUGUAAACUGUCCAGUUUCCAAUAAAGUUUUUUCUACCUCUGUUCACACA